This is a messenger RNA of Psylliodes chrysocephalus, 538 nucleotides long. The record is from the annotation of a GenBank genome assembly. NCBI's taxonomy places the organism in Eukaryota, Metazoa, Arthropoda, Insecta, Coleoptera, Chrysomelidae.
CACGAAUACUAAUAAUAAAUUUCAGCCACUCACAGAUGACUCCGAAUCUGAUACGGAUGACGACAUAGGCAAAAUAGUUAAGAAAAGGAAGAAAGGGACCAACUUUAAGCCACUAGACAUAGAAAAUCUACCUAAGGAGAGAACUAACACCAGACAUGUAUCCAACACAAAUACCGUAAAAGCUACGAACAAAAAUAAAAACAUGAUGCCGCCUAUAGUCAAAGACGGCAGAACCUCAAAUCAGAUAAAUCUUAUACAAGAUUUAAAAGGUAUAGUCAAAGGGGAAUUUAGUGUCAAACACACUAACUAUACUACUAUCAUUUUUGUUGAAACAAAAGAAGACUAUGAGAAAGUGUUAUCUAAUAUCAAAACUGAAAAAAUGCCUUAUCACACGUAUACCCCACGUGAUGACAAAACUCAUGCUUUUGUCCUGAGGGGACUCGCCCGGGGGACUAAAAUUGUAGACAUCGAGCAAAAUCUGGAGGAGGAGCAUGAAAUAACAACGAAGGCUAUCUACAAAAUGAAUACCAAAGAAUGA